AUGGAGGAAUUCAGUAUUACGCUCAAAAUCAGUCGAUCCAGCUCCUAUAUCUACACCGUCACGGUUUCCACCCCUUCGCUGGUGUUCACCGCCGGAGUGUCUUGUGAGGCUAUGAACGUGUUUAUCAGCCAGAAGCAAUUGUUCGUCAGUGUGGGUGCUGUUUCGUUAGCCGGUGAUCUGUACGGUGUGUUAAACUUGUUUGUCAUGGGUCACGGUGAUUGCCUCCAGUUCAUAAGAUGUUUCAAUGUUCCUCUCAUGGUCUUGGGUGGUAAAGAGAUUGCGGUUGGAGUUGAGCUUGAUGACAAGCUUCCACCUAAUGAGUGCAUGGAUUACUACGAACAAGAGAACAGGUUUCAUAUCAAGCCAGAGUAUGUGACGAAUUUUAACAGACAGAGAUAUGGCACUUACUUUGAUCACUGGUUGUCAAUUCUUAAGAUGUAUCAUGGUAUUCUAAGACUUAAAUUUAUUAGUGCCUUCAAAUUCAAUCACAUGCACACAUUACUAAGGCAGCUUUCAAAGUUAGUACACGCACCUAGAGUACAGUUUCAAGACAUUCCAUCAACCAGUCAAGUCACAGAAGUGGCGGAAAUAGACAUGGAGACGAGACAAGGUCCACCCAUUUAG
Microthlaspi erraticum is the source of this 624-nucleotide messenger RNA. The record is from the annotation of a GenBank genome assembly. NCBI's taxonomy places the organism in Eukaryota, Viridiplantae, Streptophyta, Magnoliopsida, Brassicales, Brassicaceae.